Molecule: messenger RNA, 1017 nt
Organism: Oncorhynchus masou masou (cherry salmon)
Lineage: Eukaryota; Metazoa; Chordata; Actinopteri; Salmoniformes; Salmonidae
Product: ephrin-B2a-like
Exons: 5
Coding region: 1-1017 (338 amino acids)
Biological process (GO): axon guidance; ephrin receptor signaling pathway; blood vessel morphogenesis
Cellular component (GO): plasma membrane
Molecular function (GO): ephrin receptor binding
Source: RefSeq, a predicted model, not a curated record
AUGUUUGCCGGCAGCGUCUGCUGGUUCUGUUUAGGAGUGUUGGUUGUCCACCUGAGUCCCAGCUGCUCUGCUCUCGUCCUGGAUUCCGUCUAUUGGAAUUCUUCAAAUCCCAGGUUCUCUCCUGGACGGGGGCUGGUCCUGUUCCCUCAGAUAGGGGAUAAAAUGGACAUUGUGUGUCCCCGGGUGAGGCCAGGGGUGGUGGAGAACAAGGAGCCGGAGUACUACCGCGUGUACCUGGUGACCCGGGAACAACUCCACAGCUGCAGCAUCAGCCAAUCGGACACUCCGUUACUCACCUGUGACAAGCCGGACAGAGAUGUGAAGUUCACCUUCAAGUUCCAGGAGUUCAGCCCUAAUCUCUGGGGCCUGGAGUUUUUCAAGGGAAGGGAAUACUAUAUCACCUCGACCUCCACCAGCUCUCUACAGGGGCUGGACAACACUGAUGGAGGGGUGUGUAGAUCCACAUCCAUGAAGCUGGUACUGAGAGUAGGACAGAUUUCCUCCAAACCCCUUCCUCUCCCUGAAGAGUCCCCCACCAGGUUCCCCCCUCAGCACCCCGAGGCCCCAGACAAGGAGCUUCCCAUUAAAGACAAUGAUGUGACGAACAACGCUGGAGACAUUGACACAGAAGGCAGAGCCUCGUCAACAGAUGGUGGAUCCAUCGGCUCUGAGGUCGGACUCUUCGUUGGCGUGGCCUGUGGCAUCGUCCUCCUCCUAUUGGUCAUCGCGGUCCUACUGAUGGUGGUGUGGCGGUACCACAGGCGCCACGCCACGCCGGACAGGGACGUCCAACAGUCUCUGUCCCUCAACACCCUGGCCACGCCCACGAGAGACAGCUACGGAGGGAGGAGCGAGGACAUCCGGUCAGAGCCCAGCUACGCGGUGUUUCCUCCGAGGCCCUCUGACUCCGUGUUCUGUGGGCACCAUGAGAGGGUCGGUGGAGACUACAGACAUCCUGCUUAUAUGGUACAGGAGAUGCCUCCACAGAGUCCUACUAAUAUAUACUACAAGGUCUGA